Mytilinidion resinicola is the source of this 2429-nucleotide messenger RNA. RefSeq lists its product as uncharacterized. NCBI's taxonomy places the organism in Eukaryota, Fungi, Ascomycota, Dothideomycetes, Mytilinidiales, Mytilinidiaceae. The record is from RefSeq and is a predicted model, not a curated record. Bases 340 to 2214 code for a protein of 624 amino acids. Gene Ontology annotation, biological process: amino acid transmembrane export from vacuole. The transcript is spliced from 3 exons.
CGCCUGCAAUCCAAGCCCAGUCGCUGCACCCGCAGACACUCAGAGACUUUGAGACAUGCGCCGUUCGAGUCUGGCAUCUUCGAGUCUGGCAUCGUAGCUCUCGGGCGUGCCGUCACCUGCCCACUAUCUCACAGCACCCUGCUAUCGCUGCCACGGCCAGUUCGCAGGUGCCUCGCAUCGACCCUCUCCGUUCCUCCUCCACCUCCCUUUCUUUGAUCCUUCCCGCGCUGCUCCCGCGCUGGAGCAGCUCCAAGAUGCCCAAUCCACCAUGUUCUUCGUGCUACAUGACUGCCCUUCCGAACCAAUCAUAGCGUCGUCGUCUUACUUGUGCCUGGAGCUAUGGCGCCGCGGGCCCCGUCCCCGCCACGCUACCCGCAGCGUCCUGAGUUGUCCAGGGAUCACUCCCGCGCCUCAAAGGCUUCAGUUCCCUCCGUCUCCCCCUCCAACGAAGCCGACGACGAGCAGUCUGGUUCCGAUCACGACUCUUACAGCACCAUGGGCCCCCAGUCGCGCACCCGCGAGCCCUACGACGGGGAGGACACCCGCCUGACAAGCACAAAGGAGCUGGCUGGCUUCUAUAUGUAUGGCUGGGCCGCCGAGGUCUUUGUAGUGUGCGGAGUCGGCUCCUUCAUACCCAUAACCCUCGAACAACUCGCCCGAGAGCGAGGCGUGCUCCUCUCCGACAAAACAACACCAUGUAGCGCCAGCUUCCACGUAGAUCCCCCAGGUCUCAACAUCACCUCCUCCCUGAUAGGCCGCUCCCCCAAACAAGAGCCAGGACAAUGCGUGGUCCACAUCCUUGGUCUUGAGGUCAAUACCGCUAGUUUCGCUAUGUACACUUUCUCCAUCAGUGUUUUAAUCCAAGCUCUGUUAAUAAUCUCCAUGUCCGGCGCGGCAGAUCAUGGCCGUUUCCGGAAGACCUUCCUACUUUCCUUCGCAUUUAUCGGCGCUAUAGCUACCAUGCUUUUCCUUCCUAUUGUUCCGAGCGUAUACCUCCUGGGUGCAUUGCUGGCGAUUAUUGCGAAUACUUGCUUUGGUGCUUCGUUUGUUCUCCUGAAUUCUUUCCUCCCUCUACUUGUUCGACACCACCCGACUGUCCAGUACUACCCAGAGGACUCGGCAGACCAGUCUUACAGCGACGAGAUCCCCAUUGAAGGUUCCAGCUCGUCUUCAUUACGAGAGGAAGCACGCUACUCGAAUGAGUUGGCCGGGGAGGAGACCCUACUCGACGGCGUGAUCGACUCCACCACCGCCCUCCUCCACCAUAACAGGUCCACUGCCGAUCUCACAAUCCCCAACCCGCGUUCUCCCGCAACUGCGUCCAUCGAACUCGCCCUCUCAACCAAGAUCUCAUCCUACGGAAUUGGCAUUGGAUACAUCGCCGCCUUAAUCGUGCAAACCCUCUCUAUCGUCCUUAUCGUCUCCACCUCCUCCACUACUUUCUCCCUCCGCCUCGUGCUUUUCGUAAUAGGCUUUUGGUGGUUCAUUUUCACCUUCCCCACCGCCCUAUGGCUACGCCCUCGCCCCGGACCACCCCUCGCCCUCCCUCCCUCCACCACCCGCGCGCGCGCGGCCCUCGCCUACUUUACCUACAGCUGGAAAGCCUUAGGCCGCACCGUCACGCACGCCCGUCGCCUCAAAGACGUCCUCCUCUUCCUCGCCGCCUGGUUCCUCCUCUCCGACGCCAUCGCCACGACCUCAGGCACCGCCGUGCUUUUCGCCAAGACCUCCCUCGAGAUGAAGCCCGCCGCGCUCGCCCUCAUCAACGUCAUCGCCACCGCCUCGGGCGUCGUCGGCGCCUUCUCCUGGUCCCGCCUCUCCAUCUGGAUGCGCCUGCGGCCCUCCCAAACCAUCCUCGCCUGCAUCCUCCUCUUCGAGACCAUCCCCCUCUACGGCCUGCUGGGGUACAUCCCCGCCAUCCAGCGGCUGGGCGUCGGCGGGCUGCAGCAGCCGUGGGAGAUGUACCCGCUCGGCGCCGUGUAUGGGUUUGUGUUAGGCGGGUUGUCGAGUUAUUGUCGGAGUUUGUUUGGCGAGCUGAUCCCGCCGGGGUUCGAGGCGGCGUUUUAUGCGCUCUAUGCGAUUACGGAUAAGGGGAGUAGUGUGUUUGGGCCGGCGAUUGUGGGGGCGAUUACGGAUCGGUGGGGGAGUAUUAGGCCGGUAUGUUAUUCCUCUCCUACCCCCCUUUCUUCCGGAAGAACAGAGGCUGGUGGCUAGUUCACGCGCUGGGGAAAUGACAUACAUUCUCGGGACUUUCGGGCGCGUUGAGGCACCCCUGACGGCGUUGGCACAAAGUCUGAGCCACAGCUAACUCUUCGUGAUCUAGGCGUUCUGGUUCCUCGCGCUCCUGGUCGGUGUCCCGUUCCCGAUUAUGCUGUUUGUGGAUGUCGAGCGCGGGCGCGCGGCGGGCGUGGCGCUGGCGGAAGAAUUGG